This is a messenger RNA of Desarmillaria tabescens, 792 nucleotides long. RefSeq names its product major facilitator superfamily domain-containing protein. The record is from RefSeq and is a predicted model, not a curated record. Gene Ontology annotation, cellular component: membrane. The transcript is spliced from 9 exons. NCBI's taxonomy places the organism in Eukaryota, Fungi, Basidiomycota, Agaricomycetes, Agaricales, Physalacriaceae. The annotation marks the transcript as partial.
CACUUCCUCAUCUCCACCGGCAUCGCAGUCUCAAACUCGGUCAUCCUUGCAUUGGUGUUCCGCUUUAAGACGCAAGAGGUUCUCCUCGCGGAAGCGGGCCAGGAGCCUGGGGAGUCUGAUGCUGCAGGAUCGCGGGGUGCAAACUUGUACCGCUCGAUCCUUAACAUCAAAGCCGUGCAUUUCCUUGCCAUCUUCGCUCUCAUCUAUAUCGGCACUGAAGUUACUCUCGGCGGCUGGAUUGUCACGUUUAUCAUCAACGAAAGAGAAGGUGGGAAGAGUGCGGGAUACGUCUCAUCUGGUUUCUUUGGUGGACUGACUCUGGGCCGAUUGUGCCUUAUAUGGUUCAGCAAAAAGGUUGGAGAGCAUCGCGUCGUCUUUGUGUACACUCUACUCGCCAUAGCGCUGGAACUGACCGUGUGGUUUGUUCCUUCCAUCAUCGAAAACGGAGUUGCAAUCUCCUUCGUCGGUUUACUACUGGGGCCCAUGUUUCCGAUACUUGUCUGCCACGCGACACGGAUCCUACCUGCGUGGUUACUGACUGAAAGUGUCGGGUGGAUCACCGGGAUUGGUAUGUCGGGAUCGGCGGCCCUGCCUUUCAUAACGGGUUUAUUGGCAUCUCGCUAUGGAAUUCGGUCAUUACAGCCGUUAGUCGUUUCGAUGAUGUGCACGCUGGUAGGCGUCUGGGCAUUUGUACCGAGGACGCGACGCGUAGAUUGAGCGCUAUAGCAGCAGGGAUAAUGCAGCAAUAAAGCUACAAGGAUUUAUUCUCCAUUGAAGUACAUUCUCCGAUAC